Baudoinia panamericana UAMH 10762 is the source of this 1881-nucleotide messenger RNA. RefSeq lists its product as uncharacterized. Bases 113 to 1876 code for a protein of 587 amino acids. Gene Ontology annotation, molecular function: magnesium ion binding; phosphopentomutase activity. Gene Ontology annotation, biological process: carbohydrate metabolic process; purine ribonucleoside salvage. The transcript has a single exon. The record is from RefSeq and is a predicted model, not a curated record. Lineage: Eukaryota; Fungi; Ascomycota; Dothideomycetes; Mycosphaerellales; Teratosphaeriaceae.
CACGUGCGGGUCUUCACACUAGCGUGACCACAUAGUAGCAGAUCCAUAACAUUGCAUGACCGCAACACUAGGUACAUCAACGGUCUAUCGCCUUGGGAUCUCGACGAAGGCGAUGGCGGUGUCAGAGCCUAUCCGCAAUGUCGCCGCGCGCUGGAUGGAUCUGGAUCGUGAUGAAGACACCCGGCAACAGAUCGUCAACUUGCUUGAGGCUGGCGACGACGUGGAACUCGAGAAGCGACUUCGAAAGCGUAUCGCUUUCGGUACUGCAGGCUUGCGAAGUUCGAUGAAAGCUGGCUUCGCUCAUAUGAAUGCCGUAACCGUCCUACAAGCAUCACAAGGGCUUGCAGACCACCUUAUCAAUUACCACCAACCAGUACAGGAGUGGAAGCUAAGCGUUGUAAUCGGUUACGAUGCUCGCCAUCAGUCCGAGAAGUUCGCACGUCUGGCCGCAGGUGCUUUCUUGGCGAAAGGUCUCCGAGUCCUAUGGUUCGGCGAACUGGUACAUACGCCUCUCGUCCCCUUCUCAGUAAGCCGCUUCAACGCUGCUGCGGGCAUUAUGGUUACCGCUUCUCACAAUCCAAAAGCGGACAAUGGCUACAAGGUAUACUGGGAAAACGGUUGCCAAAUCAUUCCGCCGCAUGACAGUGCCAUUGCUGCCGCUAUUACCGCGUCUGAGCAAGAGCAGAUACUGUCAUGGGACGAGCACGCAGUAGACGAAAGUUCUCAUGUUCACAAUGUCCACCUCGCAGCUCGCUCGCAGUAUUUCGAUUCACUUGUAAGGCUACUUCCUCCACUACAGCAAGGUGAGGCAGAUCCCGUUCGCUUCGUCUACACUCCACUGCAUGGGGUUGGACUACCGUUUAUGCAGCAAGCGGUGGACAAUCUUAGGUUGCCAUCGCAGACAAUGCACGUUGUAGCAGCACAGGCGCAGCCAAACGCAGAGUUCCCAACCGUGCCAUUUCCCAACCCGGAGGAGAAAGAUGCUCUUGACCUUGCAAUACAAGAGGCUGAGACUAGUGGUGUCAGUGUUAUCCUUGCUAACGAUCCUGAUGCGGAUCGUUUUGCGGCAGCAGAGCGUUUGAACAGCGGCAGUUGGCACCAAUUCACCGGCAACCAAAUGGGUAUACUGCUUGCAUUGUACGUACUGGAAAUUAGUGAGCAGCCGCGAGAGAAGGUGGUAAUGCUUGCCUCAGCCGUCUCUUCUCGCAUGCUUGCCGCUGUGGCGGCCAAAGAAGGUUUCGCCUAUAGAGAGACGCUGACCGGCUUCAAGUGGCUCGGCAACGUCGCGCAACUAGCCGCGAGGGAGGGCUUGACCCCGGUCUUUGCCUUCGAAGAAGCAAUAGGGUACAUGUUUGCAGACCUAGUAUGGGACAAGGACGGCAUCGCAGCGGCGACAGUCUUCUUGCUCGCUUGUCGAAGCUGGCGUCAGCAAGGUCUGACGCCAUGGCUGAAGUUGCAGCAGCUAUAUGGGAAGUAUGGCUACUUCGCGGACGCAAACACCUACCUCAUCUCGCCUUCUCCAGACGUAACCAACAGCACCUUUGCUGCUAUCCGAGCUGCUAAGAAUGAUGGCCCACCUUCUCAUGUUGGUAAGCGGAGGAUACUGCGCUGGAGAGAUUUAACACUUGGUGUGGACAGCGCUUCCAGCGAUGGUAAACCAGAUUUGCCAGUUGACUCCGCAGCGCAAAUGAUUACAUGUUGGCUUGAAGACAAUGUAGUCUUCACUGCUCGCGGUUCCGGUACGGAGCCUAAGAUCAAGCUCUACAUUGAGGCUAGUGCUAGUGACGCAGGACUCGCGAAAGCAAUAGCGGACAAAGUACUCCACGACCUGGUCAACACAUGGUUUCAUGGGUUGAGACUGGCUGGCAGCGGAUGAGGCAG